GAUGAGAAAAAAUCCCUCUCUCAACUGUAUCUGUUUUAAGAUAUGUGGUUAUAUGUGACAGUUAUGAAUAGGUGAUAUUUCGAAUAGCAUUUAUUAUAGAUGUCCACCUGAUCAACUGCACUAUUUACGCUUUCCUCCUGACGCAGCACUGGCUUCCUUUGUCACUUCGACUUCCGUUUUCACGUGCAGUCAACUGAGAAGAAGAGAUGUUUUGCUCAUGAAAAUAUAGGGUUCAGGCAAGGAGUUGAAUCGUUUGCAACGUUUGGAACAGUCAGCCACCUGCUUCGAUUCUCUUAGACUUCAAAUAAAACGAGCAAACCCGACUCCUUUGUGUGCAAGAUGUUGCACGCUAGCUGACCUUAUCAGAAGUUGUUUGCUAAUAUUUGCUAGCUUGUUUUGUAGCUAACAAACUGUGCUCAAAGACGACGUGUGGAUUCAUUUGACGCUCACCUGGACACUUAUGCUACCGGUCAUCUGAUCAGUUAUUUCAUCAGUGAGAAGCAUACGUUGUAAUUUUACAGGUAGUGUGCGUCUCCGUCAAAUUUAGACGAUAUAGUUGGAUAGUUAGCUAAUUAGCAUUUGACAGCUGGUUGGCUGUCUCACUGUUUCUAGUUGGUCGGUGACAGGUAGGUGUGGAGGAAAGUGGGUGUUACAUUAGCUAAGGUAGUUGGCAUCAUUCUUAGCCAACAUCGAUUCGUCGUACUGAAGGAUUCCUAACUUGAUUUGAGUGCUAAACCAACAUGUUUCGGUACCUCGGUGAUGCUGAAGAAAGCCCCUUCAUGAUGGAUCCGUUCUCGGCGCAUAGGCAGCAGAUGAGAACCCUGUUUGAUCCAUUCGGUUUUGAGCCUUUCCCUCUCGCUACCCAGAUGCAUCAGCCGCGAAGACCCAUCCAGCCCCAGGCAACAGCUCUCGCCCCCUUUGGAAUGAUGGGAAUGGGUGGAGGCUUCAUGGACAUGUUUGACAUGAUGGGUGGCAUGAUGGAGAAUAUGGUAGAUGAUAGAAUGUCUGGUUCCCCGAACUGCCAGACCUUCUCGUCCUCCACGGUCAUCUCCUACUCCUCACUAGACCAGGGGGCGCCCAAAGUCUUCCAGCAGACCAGCGAAGUCAGAACUGCACCAGGCGGAAUCCGCGAGACGCGUCAGUCGAUGCGGGACAGUGAGAGUGGGUUGGAGCGCAUGGCUAUUGGCCAUCACAUUGGGGAACGGGCACACCUGAUGGAACGUUCCCGAAACCGGCGCACGGGCGAUCGCGAGGAGCGGCAGGACUACAUCAACCUGGAAGAGACUGAUGCAGCGGCGUUCGAUGAGGAGUGGAGGAGAGGAGUGGGGCGCUAUGCUCCCCCUGGCACCCGCAGCAUUGACUACGGGCGAGACCGGAGGACUGGAGCGGGCCCACAGCUGGCCCUGGCUGCCCCCCCAAGCGCUGCCUCGCCGCCUCCCCCCCGACACGAGUCCCCGCGCCACCACCACCACCACCAGCGGCCCCAAUCACGCCCACGUUACGACUGGUGAAAGGUUGUGUUUGAAGAAGUCCUUGGAGCUGUGAAAAGAGUGGGGAGAGUAGUAGAGUGAACUAGAUGACUGUUCCAUAGAUUUGGUUUAACUGGACUGUCUGUAAAUAUAAAUAUAACUUCAUAUCAUGCCCACUCACCAGCUCGGAUCCAUACACUUAGGGUUGGACAACAACAUGGCUUUCUAACAAAACACACACAGACAUAAACACACAGACAUGAACACACACACACACACAUACACAUACACUUAGGGAGAGAUAUGUACACAUACAUACGCAGAGAAACUGUACAUAACCUCCUCAUAGCACACAAGUCCUAUAGAUGAAUACCCAGCAACACACUACUCUACACACACACACACACACACACCUGCUGUACAGUCCAUAUAUGUUUAUGUAGACACUAGAGUCUGUGGUUUGAAUUGUACGCUGUUGUCUAAUGAAACUGAAGUAUUGAUAAGCAUUCAUUAAAACUUGUAAGGUAA
Molecule: messenger RNA, 1997 nt
Organism: Sardina pilchardus (European sardine)
Lineage: Eukaryota; Metazoa; Chordata; Actinopteri; Clupeiformes; Clupeidae
Gene: mlf2
Product: myeloid leukemia factor 2
Exons: 8
Coding region: 741-1511 (256 amino acids)
Biological process (GO): regulation of DNA-templated transcription
Cellular component (GO): cytoplasm; nucleus
Source: RefSeq, a predicted model, not a curated record